CCAGCGCCGCUCUACAAGUGCCCGCGCUCUCUCCUCCGGCAGAGCAUUCUCUCCGUCUCCGCGGUGAAUGAGCGCUGGCCAUGGGGGAGACGAGCCACGCCACCCGGGGAGGCAGCCUCCUGAGCAGGGCUUUGGGCUGCGCGGUCCCUCCUGCGGUGCUCGAGAUCGGGGGCGGCUGCGCCUGCACGGCCGAGGUGCGGGUGCUGGUGAUCAACACGGGAGGGACCAUCGGGAUGGUGCCCCAUCAGUCGGAGGGCAAGGAAAUUGGCAUCCUACCUUUCGACAGAAGCAUUGGCAACGGUCUGAUUCCUGAAGCUAACAAGUUAGCAAGGUACCUGAAAAAGAUCCCAAUUCUUCACGACACUGUGUAUGCCAGGAAGAUUAACCUGGAAGAUGACACUUUGGUGCUUCCCUCUUCUAACCAAAAUAAAAGAAUAAUCUACACAAUCCUGGAACUUGAUCAGUUGCUUGAUUCUUCGAAUAUGACGCCGGCUGAAUGGGACAAUAUUGCUAGACAACUUGAGAUAAACUAUGAAAAGUACGAUGGAUUUGUGAUCCUUCAUGGAACAGACACAAUGGCCUAUACAGCCUCGGCGUUGUCCUUCAUGUGUGAGAAUCUGGGCAAAACUAUUAUUCUGACGGGAUCCCAGGUGCCCAUAUAUGAACUGAGGAAUGAUGGCAGAUCCAACCUGCUGGGGGCGCUCUUGAUUGCAGGACAAUUUGUGAUUCCCGAGGUGUGUCUGUACUUUUGUAAUAAACUGUACAGGGGAAACCGGGUGACUAAGGUGGAUGCGGAGAGUUUCAAUGCCUUUUCCUCACCUAACUUGCCUCCACUUGCAAAUGCAGAGGUUGAUAUUACAAUUAAUUGGGAGACAGUGUGGAGAGCCAAUACCACCAAGAAAUUUGAGAUCCACACCAACAUGAACAGCAACGUGGGACUCCUGAGGAUCUUCCCUGGGAUUACGGCAGCAGCGGUGAGGGCAUUUCUUCAGAGCCCAAUGGAAGGGGUUGUACUUGAGACCUAUGGGAGUGGGAAUGCCCCCAAUAACCGUCCCGAUUUGCUAGCUGAACUGAAGAAAGCAACAGAUCGCGAAGUGGUGAUUCUGAAUUGCACCCAGUGUCUACGAGGAACGGUUUCGUUAGUUUAUGCCACAGGGAAGACUCUUAUGGACGCAGGUGUAAUUCCCGGAGGAGACAUGACACCAGAAGCUGCCCUUGCCAAGUUAUCCUAUGUUCUGAGCAAACCUGGGCUUACCUUGGCUGAAAAGAGAAAGAUGUUGGGUGAGAACCUGAGAGGAGAGAUGACUGUUGUGCCCAUUGGAACCAAGAUCACCCUCAAAGAUAGCAAGUUCAUUCAAGAGAUUGCAAAAUAUCUGUUUAUCAGCUGCAAGGAGGAACUUGAAGCUAUUAGAGAUGCUUUGACUCCUCCUUUGGCUUGUGUGGCUGCAAAGAAUGGGGAUUUGGAAGUCCUAAAAGCCUUACAGAGUUUGGGUGGAAACUUGAGUUCUGGGGAUUAUGAUGGUCGCACUCCUCUUCAUAUUGCGUGCUGUGAAGGCAAUUUGGAAAUAGUCACAUAUCUACUGCAGUCUGGUGCAACUGUAUAUGCAAAGGACCGAAUGGGAGCUACUCCUCUGCUGAAUGCUAUAAAGUUCAGGCACCAUAACGUGAUUGGUCUGCUUCGCAAAACUGGAGCUCACCUUUCCAGCCAGGAGCUUGUGAAUGUUGGAACAGAACUCUGCAGUCUUGCCUGCAAUGGAGAUGUUGAAGGACUGCUAGCAUGGCAUUUGGCAGGUGUGGACCUGAACCAGCAUGGCUAUGAUGGGAACACUCCAUGUAUUGUGGCCCAGAAUGCAGGGCAAAAUAAAGUUGUGGAAUUUUUCCGUCAGUUGGCAGGCUAAUGGGAUACAUAAAUGGCAUUUCUCUCAGGCACAUAUUAAUACAACUAAGGUUGAGAAGUACUGAAGAAUUCAACUUUGCAUACUAGUUUUAGCUUAGUAAAAAUAUCUAUUUUCUUAUUUUUGAUUUCUUUUAAAAAAAACAAUGAUCUUCUUUUAAAGAGGAACAAAUAUAUGAAAACGGAACAAACCACAGUCUUCACAUUUCAUGUAAACCUGCACUUUAACGCCUCUGGUCCUUGAUGCUCUAGUAACAUUGCUUGUUUGGGGGGUGACAGUAGCUCUUUACAAUGUAAGACAGAUACCUUUCUGAGGCCUGCCACCAGAGCUUAGAAAAAAUACUUUUUUAGACCUCCAACUCCUAGAAUCCCUCCUUUAGCAUGGCCAGUGCCUAAGCAGGAUUCUUGGAGGUUUCACCUCCCAAAAAUAACUUACCUAACUUCUGUCUGUUGCUAGGAAUUAUUUUUUACUGGAUAUGAUGGAGAAUUGACCACGACACACACAGCAAUGUUUACUACUACAGUUGUGGGUUUAACUUUUGCAGAUUUGAUUAUUUGUAGAUUUGAAUAAUAUGUUCUCUCUAGGAAUCUUCCCAAAUGUUGGCCAUAGAAUCACCUUGGAAGUCCUAAAGAGAGAACCUUUCUAAGUUUUCCGAGACAAUUCUAUAGUCAACUUCUGAUGGAAGUCAACUUCCCCAACCAACACGAGAUUAGAGGGCCUGCUGUACUCUGCUGACAGCUUUCACCAUUGUGCAUUUCAAUACUAAGAGCUUAUUUAAAGAGAAACUAGGCAAUUUGGUAUUUCAGAAUUCAACAACGUAAGGUUAAAUGCUUUCAGCUAGCUUUCUUCCAAUCACUUUCUUAGAAUGGUAGAUCAAAAUGGGACCAGUGGGAAACAAGGAUGAAGUUGCCAGUAUGUCUGGGGAAAGCUAUGGGGGAGGGAUUUGAAAACAUUUUUUUACUCCCUUUAGCAGGCUUUUGGGGGCAUUCUGGGGCGAAAGAAGAGUUUUUUUUGUCACAUUUAUUUUGAUUCCCUGGGGAUCACAUAGGGCUCAUAGGAGACACUUUGUCCACCCCUGCGCUAAACUCUUUCAGAGGGACAUUCCCCCUGAAAGCAAUUCAUAGGAGUUUGAAAAAGAACUGGAAAAGGCAAACAGUAAACAGUUAGGACUAAAGGACAAAAUGGUGUUAUCUUGGAAAAACAGACUGGCUGGCUGUCUGCUCAGAGAAGCAGACUCCUACAUAUAUGAUUUGCAAUCGUGUAUCUGAAUAGUUUUGCCUGAGGUGAAACCUGGAGGAGAGAAUAAAUUCUGGGGUUUGAGUACAUAACCUUUUAUAAAAUACAUAUUUUCCAGGGUUAUAUGUGUACUUCUGCCUCUAAUGCUACACUUGGUUAACAUCUUAGAAAGAGAUCUUUUUCUGCAUGGCAGGGGAUUGGACUAGAUGGCCCAUGUGGUCUCUUCCAACUCUAUUAUCAUAUUAUUUUAUUAUUCUGCUUGUGAAAAAAAAUAUCAUUGGAAUUGUAUUUCAUCUCUUUUUGCCAUGUCAACACAUAUUUACUGUGGAAAUGAUUAUGAUUUUGAUGCUAUGUGUUUUAAUAAAAUGCUGGAAAACA
This is a messenger RNA of Anolis carolinensis (green anole), 3509 nucleotides long. Its product is annotated as 60 kDa lysophospholipase. Gene Ontology annotation, molecular function: protein binding; asparaginase activity. The record is from RefSeq and is a predicted model, not a curated record. The coding region runs from base 81 to 1898 and encodes 605 amino acids. NCBI's taxonomy places the organism in Eukaryota, Metazoa, Chordata, Lepidosauria, Squamata, Anolidae. Gene Ontology annotation, biological process: amino acid metabolic process. The transcript has 17 exons.